This is a messenger RNA of Zootoca vivipara (common lizard), 3727 nucleotides long. RefSeq names its product ARF like GTPase 10 (gene ARL10). The record is from RefSeq and is a predicted model, not a curated record. Gene Ontology annotation, molecular function: GTP binding; GTPase activity. NCBI's taxonomy places the organism in Eukaryota, Metazoa, Chordata, Lepidosauria, Squamata, Lacertidae.
GUCAGCAGCGCGCGCGCGCACACACAUAGGCUGUUGUUGGUCAGCUGGGCGCAUCUGCUGUGGAUCGCUGCACUUGCUAGUACACAAGCCUCUUCAACCCAGGUUGCUAACUUGUGAAAUAAGGAAGGAUACGGAUACAAGGCAAGCCCAGGAGGCUGCAGGGGACUUUUCUGUGCGGGUUUAUUCGGAGUGAGGCGCUGCUGGUGUGGUUGCAGUUGCCUCUCCGCCUGAUUGGAAAUUGAUUCAGUCCGGUUCCUUCGCCCAUGGCUCCUACUGGCGCCUUCAGGCACCUGAGCCUGGCGCUGGGCGCAGCGGUGGCCGCCCUGGGCUCCCUCCUUUUCAUAGCCUGGAAGAUCUACUUCCGAGACGUCAACGACAGCUGCAUCGGCUGGAGGGGGCGAUGGGAGCAGCAGCUGGAAGAGGAGCUGGGGCGCAACGCACCCGGAGGCGAGGAGCCACCUUCCUGUGAGUAUCAGGUUUUGGUUCUUGGUUUGGAUGGGGCUGGAAAAAGCAGCAUUAUCCACUAUAUCUGCAGCACAGAAGCCAAGAUGCACAUAGCACCCACUCAGGGCUUCAACUCAGCACAACUACAGGCCAAUGGGCUCCAGAUGGACCUCCUGGAGGUUGGUGGCAGCCAGAAUCUUCGUUCGUACUGGAACCACUACCUCAGCAAAGCCCAUGUCCUAGUGUUUGUAGUGGACUCUGCAGAUGGCUUGCGCCUCCACACUGCCCGACAGGAGCUCCAUGGCCUGCUAGCAGAGGACCCUCAGUUGCCUCUGAUAGUUCUCGCUAACAAACAGGACAAGAGUGAUGCGCUGAGUGUGGCAGAAUUGCACGAGGAGCUGGCAUUGCACACCUUGAAGAAAAAUCAAAGGGAAUUCUUUCUCCUGCCCACAAGUGCUACUGAUGCUGGCCUGGCCACCAGAAACAGUGUUCUCCACCUGAAGCACCUGCUGAUCAAACUCCUGGCCCAGGUCUGAAGGUUCUUCAACACCUCCAGGAUAUUCAAGCCAGAUGGGGCCAACGGUGGCAUCAUUCCUCCUGGCUUCUUGAGAUCUUAUCCUCAGUGAAACAGGCUUUCCAGGUCCUCAAAAUAAUUUUGUAGGUGUCUACUAAACCCCCUUCUGGAAAGAAGCCUUACCGCCAAUAUGGCCAUCGAGACCUUGGCUAAAACAGGGGCAAAAUAUACUGACCGUGGGGAUAAUACAGUAGUCUUGGGGGUGGCUGCUGGCAUCUGCUGCUGAACAGUCCUAGGGAACUGCACUGUCAAUACUUGCACUAAGAACUACCAAUUUGUCUUCAAGACUCGACACACCAGAUCUAUAGGAAAAGUGCCCUGUGCAGGCUGGAAUACCUCAUCCCUCACUGGCCUUUUGGGAAGCUGGGGAUUGACUGUGUCCCUAUGAAAUACUAUUAAAUCCUCGCUGCAGUUAGUGGGUAGCAGGAUGUAGUGUCUCAAACUGUCACGAGGGCUAGUCUGAAAGUGGGUGUUAUAGGGGCAUCUCAGCAGAGCAUGUGCAAGCAGCUAUUCUGUUGAGGUGUCCCUGAUGGCUGUUAGGGCUUUAAAUGCUACUUAUUAGUGCAAUAAAAUCUAUCAUCUGAUAAGUAACUUGAUGGCUUAGCUGAUCCCUCUCAAACAUACUAGAUGCCCUUGAAUUACAGCCAUUUCCUUAGCAUGUUGGAACAAUUGUGCUUCUGAGGCACUAGCUCCUUGAGGCAUUUUUACAGCCAGUGUCCUUGCUUAACUUCCAAAGCCAAGUUAGCCCCCAGUGAAUUACUACCCUUAAUCCCUUUCUGAAGAAAGCAAGUGUUGUGAAUUUCAGUGAAAGGCUGCAGAAAGAACUGGGAAAUUUGAGGUGCCUAAUAUGAAUUGCUGUGCCCAGGUUAAUGAAGCUGCAAAUCCCUUUCUCAGGUUGGUGCUAUGUUUGAUCUCAGUCACUUGGCUCAGGACUCAUUCUUAUAUAAUCCAUAUUCCUCCUGAACUGGAAACUGUAGUGUCAGAUAGUGGUGGCUGGGACAUGCCAAAGGCCGGCCUCAUAGUUUGGGCUGCCCGUGAUGUGGAAGAAGUUGGUCUCAGACAAAAUGCCAAUCUUACCUCUAGAGAAAUGAAUAGUUUUACAUGUUCAGCCAGGCAGUCCUGCAGAGGAACCCUGUGCUUACAAGCACAGAGAACCCAGCCCUUGUGUGCUCUUUCUCAGUACACAUGCCAACUUCCUGUUCCCUUUAAUCACAGCGGGAAAACAGCAUUAUUGCUUGAGCUUGAGCUACACUCCUUUUGCAAAACCUGGCCACCUCUCCUGUACCAUCAAAGAUUAUGGGAAGCUUCGUUUGUGCCUGUGGCUCCUAGCCCUAAGUUCCUCUUGCCUGUAUGAAAUGGAUAAUUGGUGACCAACUGUUUACACUAUGACCCCCCCUCCUCACUGUAUCAAAUAAACCUUGAGUUGUUUGUCUCAGCUGUAAGGGAAUAUGGUUGUGUUUUCCAUGCAGCUAGAGGUAUCACAAGGCCAGCAGCAUCAUGUGUCAUUACUGUUAAGAAAGGCAGAACUCGAGGAGUGUUAAGGCCACUGCCAAUACAUGUAUAUAAUUACAUUUAAGCGCUCUCUCUCUCUCUCUCUCUCUCUCUCUCUCUCUCUCUCACACACACACACACACACACACACACACACACACACACACUGUGUGUGUAUUUUCAUAGGAGCCUUCCCAAGGUCAGCUUCCCUUUGUACUUGUGUAAUGUCAUCUCACGGGUGGACCUGCUGAUACACAAAAAUAGGACUUAAAAUACUACAGCUGCAAAACGUCAAGAAAGUGAGACACCUUUCCAUAGCAAGAGGCCAAUUUUUAAAGAAACUUUUUUUUAAAGAAAGGGAAAUAUUUUACUCUUCAUAAAAGAAUGCUUGAAAACAUACUGGCUUUUGAUUACAUUGGUUUACUACGACUUCUUGUUUCCAUAGCUGGAUGAUGCACCAAAAUUUCCUUAGGACAGUCUUCCCCACCUGUUCUCCAGAUGGUUUGGCAAAACUGCUUGUCACACAGCAAGAACAGGAAACAUCCUUUGGCUGUGCUUUGUUAUUGACUCGGGGCUUGGGAAAGAAGUUUAUUUCAACUAGGAUCUAUCCCAAAGCUAAGACGGUGCAAGCAGAAUGCAGCAAGGGCUCUCCAACAAUUAGAGGUCAGACAAAGUCCCAUCUACAUAAACACCUUCCCAUCUUCUCUCUUCAAAGGGCACAAUUACAGAAAAUCCAACAUUUCAGUCCCUAACCAGAAGUCACUUGAGGGCAAACAAGGAUCUGAAAUAAUAUAGGUGCAGCUGCUUCUGCCCAUUUCCUUGGCGAGUAAAAUCAUUGCUGUUCCAUCUUCUCUGGCUGCAGAGAGGCAACAAAGGUCUGGUAUUCCUCAGGGUAGAAGCGUUUAUAUACAUUGAUUUUCCUCUUUAUUUGCUUUGGUGUGUCCUGGUAAUAGUUCUUCUCAUCACGUGCCAUAGCCUAGGAGGCAAAGAGUAAAGUUGUAAUGAGCUACCUCAGCCUUAAGGAGGCCUUCCACACCCAGAAAGUAAGCAGUAUAUUGUACACUAGGAGUCAGCAAGUGGCUGUGCACAAAGCAAAUGGAAAAUUACAGCCACAGGAGUGCAGUCAGAAAAUGUAGACAGUGUUCAGCUCAGGGUACAGGAAAGCACUAUGGAUGAAAAGAGGAAGCAAACAGGGCAUUGAGCAUGCUCAGCAGUUUU